AUGCCGGAGGGCGUCACUGAUCCCAACUACAAGCCACUUCCUGGCCGAUUGGGCAACCUUACAGUCACCCAGCAACACGCGCUCGACAAAUUUCGCAAAGAGCUGCAGGAUGAGGAGAUUUUUGUACCAGAGAGAAUGGACGAUGCCUUGCUACUUAGAUUUUUACGGGCACGCAAAUUCGAUGUCGCAAAAGCAAAAGCAAUGAUUGUUUCGUUUGAGCAAUGGCGGAAAGACUUUGGCGUAGACGAUUUGGUUAAGAAUUUCGACUUCAAGGAGAAAGCCGAGGUAGACAAGUACUAUCCCCAGUACUAUCAUAAAAUAGACAAGGACGGGCGGCCCGUGUACGUGGAACGGCUCGGAAAGUUGGACAUACCGAAGCUGUACGCGAUCACGACACAAGAGCGCCAGCUGCAGCGGCUGGUGUACGAGUACGAGAAGAACGUAAACGAACGUCUUCCCGCGUGCUCGAAGGCGGUCGGCCACCCAGUCGAGACGUCAUGCACCAUCCUCGACUUGCAGGGAGUGUCGAUUUCCAACUUCUACCGCGUCAAGGACUACGUUAUGUCCGCCGCGGCCAUCGGCCAGGACCGCUAUCCCGAGUCCAUGGGCAAGUUCUACAUAAUCAACGCGCCUUGGGCAUUCUCCACCGUGUGGGCGUUCAUCAAGCCUUGGCUGGACGAAGUAACUGUCUCGAAAAUUGACAUCAUUGGGAGCGGAUACAAGGACAAGCUUCUCGCACAGAUCCCUCCCGAGAAUCUACCCAAGGAGUUUGGCGGGAAGUGCGUAUGUCCAGGCGGGUGUUCACUGAGCGAUGCGGGCCCGUGGAACACUUCGUCCUGA
Molecule: messenger RNA, 840 nt
Organism: Fibroporia radiculosa
Lineage: Eukaryota; Fungi; Basidiomycota; Agaricomycetes; Polyporales; Fibroporiaceae
Exons: 4
Coding region: 1-840 (279 amino acids)
Source: RefSeq, a predicted model, not a curated record